AUGGCGUCCGCAUCGAUCACCUUCGUGCUGAACCGUCUGGGGGAGCUGGCCGUGAAGGAGGCGGCGCUGCUGAGCGGCGUCGGCGACGACAUCCGGCUGCUCCGGGACAAGCUGGAGUGGCUGCAGACCUUCAUCCAGGACGCCGACCAGGAGCGCCGGGAGGGCGCCAACCAGUACGUCGGUCUCUGGGUCCGCCAGACCCGCGACGUCGCGCACGAGGUGGAGGACGUCCUCGACGACUUCCUCCGCCGCCUCGACCUCGACACGCUGCAGCGGGGAGGCCCGGGCUGGAGGAGGUACCUCGCCCUCGCCGCCUCCUGCACCACCCAGGUCUCCGUCCGCCAUCACCUCAGGGGCCGGAUGGACGGCAUCAAGGACAGGCUCAAGGAGAUCUCCGACAACGUCGACAAGUACAAGAUCAGGAAGCUGCGCCCCGCGCCCCACGGCGCUUCCUCGUCGGCGGCGCACAACACCAUCAACACCGUCGACGCAUGGUACGCAUAUACUACAAGAUAUAGACACGUGUUCUUUCUGCCACGUAAAACCGCAUCACGCGCCGUGCAACACUCCCACCCGCACAAAACCGUCGUUGCUCGGCUCCGUCGCUCUCAGGUUCCCCCGCCGUCGCACGCAGCGGCCGCAUGGCUCAAACUCGCGGCAGCGGCGGCGACUCUGGCGCACGACCGCCGGUCCAUCCCGCCGGCUCCCAGCGCUCGAGCGAGGGAUGAGGUGACCGAAGUGGUUGGCUUUGAAGCUGAACGUGUAACCCUGAAAGAACGUCUUCUGGAAGGUGACACUAGCAGAUCUGUCAUCUCAGUUGUUGGGGAGAGCGGCAUUGGGAAAUCUACACUUGCAUGGGAAGUGUAUGACAGUCCUAUCAUUAGGAAGGAGUUUGAUGUACGGGCUUGGAUCAAUGUCCCACCACAAAUCAGAGAUGAUGAUAUAUUGUACUUCAUCUACAAGCGUGUGUGCCCGGAGACCGAUGACCACUCUUCAGUCACAGAAAAAGUUCAUGAGGCCCUCUCAUUGUACCUGGUGGAUAAACGCUACCUGGUGAUGAUUGAUGGCCUCGUCAAUUUCACCAACUGGAACUCCAUUCUCCAAAGCCUACCGCAGAACAAGAAAAGGAGCAGAAUUAUGAUCAUCACUCGCCUCGAGGACAAAGAAGCUGCAUACACUAACCCGAAAGUUCGUCCACUAAAGAUACACAAUCUCAAAGAAGAAGAUAGCAAAAAGAUGUUUCAGCGCAGAGUCUUUGGGGUCGGCAACCAGUUCCAGGAGAAGAUCUUUGGUAGCAGGAUCUCACAAUCCGAGCAGCUGAUGGACAAGGCUUGUGAGGACAUGCUCCAGAUAACACGUGGACUUCCCCUGGCGAUCGUGGUGCUUGCCGGGCUUCUUCGGACAAAGAGCAUAUCAGAAUGGGACAAGGUCCUGAAGAAGCUCAAGUCUAGCGAUGAGCCAAAGCAAGUGAAGAGGAUCUUGGCUCUAAGCUUUGACGAUCUCCCGAGCCGGCUCAAGUCUUGCUUCCUGUAUUUUGCAGGGAUGCCAGAGAAUCUGAUCUACAACGCGAGGCGUCUCGUGCGGCUAUGGGCCGCAGAGGGGUUUCUGAAGCCGAAGAAGGGGAAGACCAUGGAGGACAUUGGCCAAAACUACCUCAAGGAACUGAUCUCGAGGGGGAUGAUCCACCUGGUGAAGAGGGACCUGAGUGGAGGUGUUUGGCUUGUUGCCAUCCAUGACCGUCUCCAUGCUUUUGCACAGGCAGAAGCACAGGAGGCAAGUUUCCUCGAGGUACAUGACAGUGCUGACCUCCUCGCACCUGGUUCCGUUCGCCGCCUAUACCUCCAGAACUACAUGAAGUCGUAUAUACCCAUAGGCACCUCGUUCCCUAAGAUGAGGUCCAUCUUGGGUGAUUUUGCCGAGGAGAGAUCUAGCAACAUGGAGACAGCCAUAGUAAGAGCGCAUGGCCCAUUGAAGAAUCAAGGCAACAGCAGUGAUCUACGCAACCACGCUCUCCAUUUUCUCCCGGCAUCGAAGUUCCUCCGUGUAAUCGAUCUCCGGGGGUUAAGGAUAAAAAAGGUGCCUCGUGCAAUCGGGGACAUGAUCCAUGUAAGAUACCUAGGCCUCCGGAGCCGGUCCCUUGUCGAGCUCCCUUCCUCGGUUGCACGUCUCAUCAACCUUCAGACGCUGGACAUAAAGAGGACCGAAGUGAAGAAGGUGACAAAAGCAUUCUGGGAGAUCCCAACGCUGCGACACGUUGUUGCCAACAGGCUGGAAUUGCCCAAGUCAGCCGGGGUGCUCAACAACAUGCAAACACUCACAGGCCUGGUCUGCUCUGAUCCAUCAAGCAACAACAUCAAACCUUUACACAACAUGGUGUAUCUUCGCUCCUUGCAGAUGUCAGGUUUGGGUGAGCAGCAUUGGAAAGCACUUCAAGACGUCUUGAAGAAGCUGGAGUCACUCAUGUACAUGCACCUUGCUGGGGAUGACAUACCUUUCAAAUUGUUCACGAAGUUCACACUCCGCCGCCUGCAGAUCCUAGAGCUGACUGGGAAGAUCGACACAUCAGGCGUCGGCACGGAAGACCAGUACACACUGCCCAAUGUCACAAGGCUCGUGCUCAAGCUAUCCGUGGUGGACCAGAUGUUCAUCGACAAGAUAGGUGAGCUCCCAAGCCUCAUGGAGCUAGUCUUGUCUGAUGACUCCUACAGCGGGAAGAAGCUCUUGCUCUCUAACAAUGGAUUCAACAAUGUGACAAGCCUGGUGAUGACAAACCUGACAAAAGUAGAAGAGUGGACAAUAAGGCCCAGGUCCAUCCCAAAGAUUAGAAGGAUUGUUCUGUCUGGUUGCUCCAAGAUGAAGAUCAAGCUUGAAGGGAAAGAAGGGGAAGCAGGCUUAAGAGGUUUGAUGGAAGAUCUCAAGGAAGUUGUGGUCUACAACAUGCCGCAUGCGGAUUCAAUCAUGGUUGAGCCUGCAAAUCCUGCCUUCAGGGAGAAGAUCAACCGCGUGGCCCUAAAAACGAAGAGCGAGGACAUAACUGACGUGAUGCAGCGAGGCGGAAGGUGGAGGGCAGGUCUGAUGGCUGAAAACAUGUUCCACAACUAGAACUCUUCGUUCUCAACAUGCAUGCUCUUGAGUCUUGAGGCUGUGUAAAGGUCCAGUACGUGUAACUUUAAUUCGUACGUUUCGAGUGAACACCAUAGUUAAGUUUUCGUUUGAGUGUGUUUAUGUUUGUGGGUACGCAUGUAGAGGUCCCUUAAAUCACGUGAGGCAAAUUAUAUACUCCUACUUUGGUGUUUGAUUAAAUGUCGUCGGUUGUCCUACAUACAUGCACAAUACCCCAUUGUAAAUCGUUUUGUAUAUGUAAUGCUAU
Molecule: messenger RNA, 3370 nt
Organism: Lolium rigidum
Lineage: Eukaryota; Viridiplantae; Streptophyta; Magnoliopsida; Poales; Poaceae
Product: putative disease resistance RPP13-like protein 2
Exons: 4
Coding region: 1-3102 (1033 amino acids)
Biological process (GO): defense response to other organism
Molecular function (GO): ADP binding
Source: RefSeq, a predicted model, not a curated record